GCAGCCGCCAUCGUCAAACCAGCCGUUACCUUUUCCGCCUCCUCUACAUUCUCAAUCCAAUCCUAUAGAUCUCACUGGCGACGACGACAAUGAUAACGACUGUUACACGCGAUGCGAUAGAAAGGCAAAACGAAUGUGCUCCGAGAGCCGUGCUUUCAAUGCUGCCCACGAUGUCGCUCACAGUCUCGGACACCUGCGUGUCCAACCUCAUCACUCUGGCCUAUCCCCCGCCAUGUCCUCCUCUUCUCUACAGCCAGAAUCACAUCCCCCAUCGUACUCUAUGUCGAGGUCUGGUUCAUUGAUGAACUCUCCCCCUCAGCCUGCUGAUACUACAUUACGACCUGCGUUUAUGGGACCUUCCAAUUCCUCCGCUUUCUUCCCCAGAACCCCUGCUGUUCAGAUAGUGCCUACUGCACUCGCUGCUCCUCAGGCUCAGCUUGGUUCUCAGCCGCAUCGGACAGCACAGGACCGAGUAUCACAAGAGCCACAGCCAUCCCAAGGGCAACUGCCGACUGCCCCCCGCCAGGUGAUAGAUCUUACCAGUUCGCCGUCACCGCCCCCAACAGCACGGCAAUCUUCUCAACAAAUCAUGCAGAUGGCACAACCCUCAAACCCUCCGCCACAGCCGUCGUUACCGGACGAGCUACCUCCAAAGACUCCCGUCUGCAUUGGACAGUUAACCGUGACCGCGCUCGUCCUUUAUCCCGUUCCAUACCUUCAACCCCAAUGCGGGCCUAAUUCUGCGGAAGCGGAAUGGGCGCCGGUUCGCAUGAAUUACGAGCAUAACGCUUCGAAACCUGAGAACCGUGAUACCAUUCACAUUCGGACGCCGAACAUGAGCAGGCCCGAUGGUCAGGUCAUACCAGGCGAGAACUUUGGUGUGGUCGAGCAGAAGGUUGCCAACUACCUGGGCCCUAUGCUGGGGAAGGGACUGAUACGACUAGAUGGGAAAGUCCGCAGAGGCCCUCCAAACUUACCCAUACUGCCGCUAUCGCUUCUGGUAUUCACACCGAAAGGUAACAUCAUUGUGGUGGCCAAUUAUCUCCACUCCCGCGGUUUAUUCUUGGACCACCCGUCUUUGCCGUCAGAUGUCCAGCGUUUGCGCACUCAGUAUUAUCACAACCCUCAUAAUCCCCCUCCGGGCGGCCAUAGACAAGCCCUUCUCAGUUACCCAGGAAAUGCUGGUGGCAGUGUAGGACGGUUAGACAGGAUGGGGAAGAGUGUGGAGGUGCAGAGAAGUCAAGUGGAUGAGCUAUUCAAGAGUAUGAAGGACGGAGAAGAGUUGCCGGAGACCGACCCUCCCCCGGAGAUAGCUACGAAGCUCUAUCCGCACCAGAAGAAGGCUCUCACCUUCUUGCUUGAGCGCGAAUGCGAGCGGCCCGGAGCGACGAGCAGCUCCCUCUGGCAGGAACGGUACAAUCCCAUCAGCAAAGAACGCUCAUGGCAUCAUCUCAUCACGCAGAAGGAGCUCUUUGAAGAGCCACCGCCAACCAAGGGUGCUAUCUUGGCAGACGAUAUGGGUUUGGGGAAAACCAUAUCCUGUGUGGCUCUCAUUGCUGCUACGCUGAAGUCGGCAUGGAAUUUCGCGGCCACGCCACUGGACCCACCUCAGCCGCCCGAAUCCGCCCUGAAUCCCGAGCAUUUUUCCGGUAGCGUUUGGGGUAUGCCCCUACCUGCGGUCGAACCAACUUCCGGGAAGGGUAAAGCGAAGGCGGCGAAACAGAACGACAAGCUGGAGGCAGAAUACACGCGCAUGUGUCGGUUGAAGACCAGGUCGCGUGCGACCCUUAUCGUGUGCCCCCUUUCCACGGUUGCUAACUGGGAAGAGCAGUUCCGAGAGCAUUGGCGUGGUGAAGUGGAAGUUGUGGGAGGUUCUGGGGGAAUUUGCUCGACGACGGCGGCACCCGCUGUGCCUCCAGCACCGUCUCCUUCCCAGCCCUCUACUUCUUGUCUGCCCGAAGCUAAGGCGGUCGCUCCUCGUGUACGCGAGGGCAAGCCACUCCGCGUCUACGUCUACCAUGGUAACGCCAGGAAGCCGGAUCCCACCUUCUUAGCGGACUUUGACGCGGUUAUUACGACGUAUUCAACGCUCGCCGUGGAAUAUUCCAAACAGGCGAAGAGCUCAGAGUGUGCUGAUGAAGACGAUGAAGAAGGCAGCAGUGGUGAGGGCUGUGUCGAGACCGACGAGCGAGGCAACCAGAUUAUCAAGCUGCCGAAGCCUAAAAAAGCCGUAGUGAAAAAGAGGAAGAAGACCGCUUGCGGGAGCGCCGUGGAAGCGAGCAGUCCUCUGCAGAGCGUCUAUUGGUUAAGGGUAGUGCUUGACGAGGCUCACUCGAUCAAGGAAGUCAGCACGGUCGCGUGUCGCGCCUGCUGCGAUUUGAUCGCCGACCGUCGUCUCUGCUUGACCGGUACUCCAGUCCAGAACAAGCUUGAUGACGUCUACGCGCUGCUCAAAUUCCUGCGCCUGGAGCCCUUUGACGAGAAGGCAGUCUGGACGGAGUACAUUGGCAGCCCUGUAAAGUACGGGCAGGUCCUUGGGGUUGCACGAUUGCAAAGCAUCAUGCGGUGUGUAACCCUCCGCCGGACGAAGGAGUCCAAGGCCGAGAACGGCCAGAAGAUCCUCGAUCUACCGCCACGUCGUGAUGAACUCAGGUUCCUCAAGUUCGACGAGCAUGAGCAAUCAAUCUACGAUCAGUUCUUCAACGAAUCCAAGGCCGAAUUCAAAGAGCUGUCGAAUAAGAAUGAGGUCAUGAAGAACUACGUCGGUAUCCUGCAGAAGAUCCUCCGUCUGCGCCAGAUCUGCGACCACUACGAGCUCGUCAUGAACAAGGGUCUCGGUCUCGUCGGCGAUCUUCAGUCUGGCGAGGCUCCGAACUGGGAGGAACUCACCAAGGUCAUCAGCAAGGAGGGCAUCGACAUGAACCGUGCGGCAGCGGUGUUCUCACUCCUUCGCGAAGCUGGUACAGCCCAGUGCGUCGACUGCGGGUACGAAUUAGGCAUCCCGUCCGAGGACGCAGAGGACGCUUGCGGGUCCUGUGACAGCGAGCCAGCGAGGCGGGGGCGCAAGCCAAAGACCGCGGCAGCGUCGCGCGCAUCCACGCGUCAGAACAGUCCCUCCAACGUUGCGCACGCGAUCAUCACCCGCUGCCAGCACCUCUUCUGCGUGGGCUGUUUCCGCAAUUCGUGCAGCCCGGGCUGGCCGAACGUGCAGCCGGACACGAAGCGAUCCUGCGCGGUGUGUCAGGCGCCGCUCGCUCCGAACGACGCGGUUGGCUUCGUGCCGACCGCGCUCGCGGACGGGCUCGCGAAGAAGAAGCCGGCGAAACGUGUGCAGCGGCAGAAGGGCGUCGCGACGUUCGACAACCUGGUGAUGUCGACCAAGAUACGUGCGCUCCUCGCGGACCUCAUACAGUCCUCGAGGGGGAACCCGCACUCGGCGAACUACGACCCGACCUCGGUCGACGUCCAGAUGGUGGACAGUGAAGGCAACAACAUUGACGAUGGCGGCGUCAAGACUGUGGUCUUUUCGCAAUGGACGUCGAUGCUGGACAAGAUCGAGGACGCGCUCGAGGCUGCGAACAUCAAGUACGACCGCCUCGACGGUACGAUGAAGCGCGAGGAGCGCACACGCGCAAUGGAGGCCCUGAAGCACGACCCCGCCUGCGAGGUCCUGCUCGUGUCGCUCAAGGCUGGAGGUGUCGGACUCAACCUCACGGCAGCCCAACGGGUGUACCUCAUGGACCCGUAUUGGAAUCCUGCAGUGGAGAACCAGGCCGUCGACCGUAUCCAUCGACUUGGCCAGACUCGCCCGGUCACGACCGUCAAGCUGAUCAUCGAAAAGUCGAUCGAGGACCGGCUGCUCGCCGUGCAGCGGAAGAAGACCGAGCUGGCGAACAUGACGCUGAGCCAGAACUACAGCAAGGCCGAGAUCCUUCAGCGGCGCAUGGAGGAGCUCAACCAGCUCUUCGGCGGCUAAGCCACUCAUUUUUGUCUGUCGUGUUCGUUUUACUUUUCACUUGGGAUGUCUCUAUAUCUUGCUUUGCACCAUGUAGCUAUUCGAUCUGCUCUGCUCUCUUAGAUUAAACGAGGACUAUCGUAACGUUAUUACUCUGUGUAAUAUAUCUGUCGUAUAGUACUGAGUACAGGGGAAACCAGUCCGAGGCCUGAGGUUAGAAAGCGAAGUAGGCCGCGUUCUUGCGGCGCCCGAGCGCGUACACGAGGAUCUGCGCGACGAAGAGGCCGAUCGUGACCCCGGACGCGACCUGGAUCAUGCGCAGCCCGAGCUGGAACGUGUCAGAGUACUGCUCGGCCGCGGUUCGGUAGUUGGAGAUGAGGCCGCCGCCGCUGCCGAUGGCCGACGGGACGAGGAAGAGGACGCCGGUGAUCAUGGACGUGAAGGCCGUGCCGCCGCCGAGGCGCGACCAGAUGUUGCCGCAAAGGCCGAUGACGACGGCGCCGGCGGCGGAGAUGACGGAGAGGUGGUCCGAGACGUAGAGCGUGACGGCCUUGGUCGUCGCGUACGCGGCGCACGCGAAGGCGACCAUGACCGGGAGCUGCAUGCUGCGCACGCGCUGCAGGUUCGCGAGCGAGGAGCACGUCGCGUACACCGGCACGAGGAAGAGGAGC
This is a messenger RNA of Phanerochaete carnosa HHB-10118-sp, 4626 nucleotides long. RefSeq lists its product as uncharacterized. The record is from RefSeq and is a predicted model, not a curated record. The coding region runs from base 1265 to 3976 and encodes 903 amino acids. Gene Ontology annotation, molecular function: ATP binding; ATP-dependent chromatin remodeler activity. Lineage: Eukaryota; Fungi; Basidiomycota; Agaricomycetes; Polyporales; Phanerochaetaceae. The transcript is spliced from 8 exons.